This is a messenger RNA of Encephalitozoon cuniculi GB-M1, 339 nucleotides long. RefSeq lists its product as uncharacterized. The coding region runs from base 1 to 339 and encodes 112 amino acids. The record is from RefSeq and is marked provisional. The transcript has a single exon. NCBI's taxonomy places the organism in Eukaryota, Fungi, Microsporidia, Unikaryonidae.
AUGACCGAUGCAACUCUGCUGGAAAGGGGAGGAUACAAGGUUCUCGGGGUGUUGUGCAUAUCUAGGUCGCUGCUUUCCCAGAAAUCAGGUGGCAAAGAUGCCAACGGCAUGCACAAGGCGCUGAUUCAGAAUGCAUCUGGACAUAAAGUUGUUUAUUUCGUCGAUCCAAUAGACUUUGGAGCAGGAAGCAGGAUAUUUCUCAAGGAAAAUGCAAGCUCCCCGCUACUCAGAAGCACCAGCUACACCAUAACAUGCAAAAAGAGUUACAGAACAAAUACUCUAUUGGUAGAAAAGUUACUGCUCAGAAAUGCUGAAAAUAUGCAUGGAGUAAGGCCAUGA